Molecule: messenger RNA, 1270 nt
Organism: Oncorhynchus nerka (sockeye salmon)
Lineage: Eukaryota; Metazoa; Chordata; Actinopteri; Salmoniformes; Salmonidae
Product: histone PARylation factor 1
Biological process (GO): DNA damage response; regulation of protein ADP-ribosylation
Cellular component (GO): nucleus
Molecular function (GO): histone binding; poly-ADP-D-ribose binding
Source: RefSeq, a predicted model, not a curated record
UGUGUUGUCGUUAGCUACACCGUUGUGUGCUUGUUUGCUGUCGAACGGAGAGGAGGAAAAAAUAUGACAGGGAAACGAAAAACUAAAUCUAUUCCUCAGGAGUCAGAUUCUGCCGACGGGCAGUUGAAGAAGAAAUGCCGUCGGGAGGAGCCGACAGCGAGACCGACUACUGCUGAGGUACCUGCCAGACUGAGGGAGGAGGUGGAGAGACUCUAUAAACUGAGGAUGCCUGAAGACUUCUACCUCUUCUGGGACUUCUGCUCCCUGCUCAGCCCUGACAACCCCCGGGACGCGCUGAAGGAAACCCUGGGUUUGAGGUUGGUUGGCCCGUUUGACAUUCUGGCGGAGGCCCACCGUAGCUCAGCCAACCACCAGCCCAACUACCACCUACACUGGAGGCACUUCUACGACCCUCCGGAGUACCAGACCGUACUGCAAGGGAAUGGAGACAACCUGCUACACCUGGGUUACUACAGAGAUAGUCCGGACUCCCUGCCUGUGUUCCUAGGGGAGAAUGAAGCCAAGAAGGGCUGUACCAUUACGCAGAUGGGGGACAACAUGUUUGCUGCUGUCCAUCUAUUUCUGAGGAAGAGGAAGGAGAGGGUGGGUGAAGGGGGCAAGGCUCUGGAUAACCCCGUGGAGAGGAGUAACGGACUAGAAGGUAACCUGGAGCAGAAGACCAAAGGACAGAGAGACAAGAAGGUUGUCACCAAGACGUUCCAUGGAGCCGGCCUGGUGGUUCCUGUUGAUCAGAAUGAUGUUGGUUACCGGGAGCUGCCGGAGACAGACGCGAGUAUGAAGAGGCUGUGUAAGGCUAUAGCGGAGGCCAGGUGUGAUGAAGACAGGAUGAAGGCUUUCGGCCCGCUGCAGGAGAUGAUGACCUUCGUCCAGUUCGCUAACGACGAGUGUGACUACGGCAUGGGGCUGGAGCUGGGCAUAGACCUCUUCUGUUACGGGUCACAGUACUUCUAUAAGGUGAUCAGACAACUGCUGCCCAUGGCCUACAGCCUGCUGAAGAGGGGCCUGUUUGGAGAGAUCCUGGAGGCUCACCUCUCCAGCCGUUCCCACGACAACCUGGACCAACUCACCUCAGCCUGAAGAAAACCACGGGAGAGGAAGAAGAGCGAGAGAGAGAGAGAGGAAGAGGGAUGGAUUGUUGUCAGCUCUGACCAACGUGCGUUUAUAUGAGUCUUGUUGUGGUGCUGCUGGUGAAUGGUACCAGUGGCGUCUCUGUGUGCUGAAUGUUGAAUAAAGGAUUAUAUUUCUAAGA